UUUGACGCAUGCGCAGUGCCUCGGUAGCGUGGUAGCCAAGUAGUAGACGUUAGCGGUGCGAAGUACGUGGCAGAAAGCUUUCGAUAUGGAGGCAUCUGCACUGGUCGCCUUGACUCUGUUACUGGGCGCACUGGUUAUCUUGGUUGCAUUAGCGGUGGUCAGACGGAAGGAAGAAAUUAGAGAGGAAACAGAGCAGGCAGCGGAGUUUGCCGCUGAAGGCAGUGUUGCGAAGGGUGCUGCACCCAAGAAACAGAAGCAGGAGAAGCAGCGCAGCCGAAAGGAUAAAGCAUCUCAGCACACUUUCAGCCAUCCGCUGUUGGCAGCAUCACUGAAGGGCCACAGUGGGAAUGUGACGUGCCUUGAUUUCAGCAGUAAUGGGAAAUACCUGGCGUCCUGCGCUGAUGAUCGCACCGUCCGCAUCUGGAGCACCAAAGACUUCCUGGAGCGGGAACACAAGUGUCUUAGGGCCAAUGUGGAGCUGGACCAUGCUACACUGGUCCGCUUCAGCCCAGACUCCAGGGCGUUUAUCACUUGGUUGGCCAAUGGUGAUAGCAUUCGAAUCUUCAAAAUGACCAAGAAGGAUGACGGCACUUUAAGCUUCAAAGCUGCUGCUGAGGACUUCCCGCAGAAACACAAAGCCCCAAUCCUUAACAUUGGCAUUGCAGAGACAGGAAAGUUCAUCAUGAGCGCCUCCACCGACACCAUCAUCCAUAUCUGGGACCUGAAAGGAGAGGUACUGGCCUCUAUCAACACUAACCAGAUAACCAAUUCUUAUGCUGCCAUCUCCCCAUGUGGCAGGUUUGUAGCGUCAUGCGGCUUCACCCCUGAUGUGAAGGUGUGGGAGGUUUGCUUCGGGAAGGGAGGAGAGUUCAAAGAGGUGGCGCGAGCGUUUGACCUGAAGGGCCACUCUGCAGGAGUUCAUGCAUUUGCGUUUUCGAACGACUCUCACAGAAUGGUGACCGUCUCCAAAGAUGGUACGUGGAAGCUGUGGAACACAGAUGUAGAGUACAAAAAGCAGCAGGAUCCCUACCUCCUGAAGACCGUACCCUGUGCAUCGUCUGAAGGAAGCCGGGUGGCCUUGUCUCCAGAUGGCCGGGUGGUGGCCAUCAGCGACGGCUCUAACGUGGCGUUGUACAACGCUGCGAGCGGUGAGCUGGAGGAGGAAAUGCAUGGCGUCCAUAGCGAGGAGAUCAACGACCUUAGAUUUGACGUUAGCGGGCGCUUCGUGGCGUGCAGCGGUGACAAGGCCAUCCGAGUGUUUCACAACGCCCCGGGCUACCGGGCCGCCAUCAGAGACAUGCAGGACAUGCUGAAGAAAGCCCAGAACGAAGGCAUGAAGCAGAGACUGCAGCAGCAGAUAAAGGAGGCUCAGAGCGCCCUGGACACUGUGCUGGCUGCUCCUGUUGACUGAAGGAGACCUGAGAAACCACACUGUGAUUGUGUCUAACUCUGACUGCUGAUCUUUUUUCAACCUCAACUCUCCCUCUGCCACUAAAUGAUCUGGUCAGGGAAUUUGCAUGCAGUUUUAAUAAAGAAUAUCUUUUUAUGGAAAAAUAAAAUGGUUUGAGCUCAGAUCUUUUUCUUUGUUGUUUAAUGCAUAGUGAUGUCUUAUGUGUGAUCUCUCCUGUGGAUGUCUGAUAUGUGCCUUUUUCAGUCUCCUUCCAUUCAAAAGAUCCCACCUUAAACCUCAGUUUAUUCCCUUUCACCUGAAAAUACUUUGUGUAACUUAACUCUUUAAGAGUGGAAUUUAUGCAAGAUUUCAUUAAACUGUAUCAAACAAUGUGUAACAUUUGUAGAAAUGUGACACAUCCUGUUGCCCCAUCCCAAACAUCCUCUGUGAUCCUAGCAUCUUUUCUCCAGGCUUUUUUUUUUUUUUUUUUUUUUUUUUUUUUAAAGAUUAUAAGAUGGAUGUGGAAUACCUGGGACAACUUUUAAUACUCUUUCAAUUUUAUUAGAGCAGAUUUCUGAUAAUAAAUAACCUGGGAAAAUAAGACCAGAAGUAUCUACAUAAUGAGGUGUCACCAUUUUGUGUUUUGGGUGAACUGACCCUUUAAAUUAAAGAGGCCAAAGUCUUAAGAUCUGCCUCUGUCAGGAGAAAAGGAUUUCACCUGUCUCUUAUAUAACAAGUUUGUGACCCUGAAGUAAAAUCAAUAUUACACUUGUUUUGUAACUGCUGCCACUUAAGAUAAAUUUGGACCAGAGGUGCAACUAACGAUUAAAUACAUUUUUUAAUAAACUUUAUUAUUUUCUAAA
Messenger RNA from Lates calcarifer (barramundi perch), 2253 nucleotides. It is a transcript of the gene tbl2, whose product is annotated as transducin beta like 2. Lineage: Eukaryota; Metazoa; Chordata; Actinopteri; Centropomidae. Gene Ontology annotation, molecular function: protein binding. Gene Ontology annotation, biological process: endoplasmic reticulum unfolded protein response. The transcript is spliced from 7 exons. Bases 86 to 1411 code for a protein of 441 amino acids. The record is from RefSeq and is a predicted model, not a curated record. Gene Ontology annotation, cellular component: endoplasmic reticulum.